This is a messenger RNA of Dendrobium catenatum, 890 nucleotides long. Its product is annotated as ethylene-responsive transcription factor ERF008-like. NCBI's taxonomy places the organism in Eukaryota, Viridiplantae, Streptophyta, Magnoliopsida, Asparagales, Orchidaceae. Gene Ontology annotation, biological process: regulation of DNA-templated transcription. The coding region runs from base 317 to 721 and encodes 134 amino acids. Gene Ontology annotation, molecular function: DNA-binding transcription factor activity; DNA binding. The record is from RefSeq and is a predicted model, not a curated record. The transcript has a single exon.
UUCUUUUAUUUGCUUUGCUGUCCUCAUCUUUCGCUGUUAUAAAGAUAAGCGUGAAGAAGUGAUGGGGCCGAAGUACACGUCGGUGGUCGUCACGUUUCCUAAGCCGCCACGCUAUGACAAGCGGCGAUCCCACGUCGGCGCCUUCCCGGAUAUUACAUAUGUCGGUGCCUUCCCUUGAUUAGAAACUUCGUCCCCUUCUCCCCUUCCCCACGCCCACUUCCUUCAGCUUCUCUUACGUGGCGAAAAGCCUGCCCCAGCACCGGCCAUAUCUCUCUCUAUAAAACCCAUUUUUUUCCUUCUCUCAGACCAGAUCGCCAUGGAGACCUCGCCGUCGGAGCAAAAGCAGAGGCCGUACCGCGGUGUUCGUAUGCGGAAGUGGGGAAAGUGGGUCGCCGAGAUUCGAGAACCCAAUAAGCGAUCUCGGAUAUGGCUCGGUUCCUAUGCUUCACCGGUCGCUGCCGCACGUGCUUAUGACACCGCCGUAUUUUACCUACGCGGUCGGUCCGCGUUUCUCAACUUCCCCGAUGAUAUACCCUCCGCUGAUUCCGGCGGCAUCGGUGGCGGUUUAUCCGCCACUUUCGUUAGAAAGCGCGCCGCCGAGGUCGGUGAGGCCGUCGACGCGCUUCUUCUGCAGAAGAAGGCGAAGAAGAUGGGGAUGGGUUUCAAGUUCCCCGAUCUGAAUUGCCAACCCAGCGCCGAUGAGUCCUACGGCGAUGUCUGAAUCGGCCGUCUUAUUGGAUAGCGUUAGGUUUAGUUAUGUUUCUGUGGAUUGUCUAUACAAUGUAGAGUUUGUCGGAGCAGAGAGAGAGAGAGAUUGUGAAGCAUGAAAGAUAUUAAAUAUCAAUUUAAGUAAUUAGAGAAAAUGCGAGAAAAUAUUUUAAAGUGGAUAA